UAUAUAUUAAAUUCGUAUCUACUCGUUCAAAUCGUUAAUAUUUAUUUUCUUAGUGAAGUUUCUCAUUUGAGAAGGCGUGGCGAAAAGUAUUUGGUGGGGAUAGAACGUUUUCAGAUGUCUUCUAUCCAUCCAUCUAUCGCCAUAUUAAAUGGUAGCUCCCAUACGGAGUGAGCUUCUUGCAUUACCUCUGAGAGAUUUAGCUUAUUUUGUAGUUGUGAGUGGUUGCAGGUCUUCUUUCAGUUAAUAUAUGAUUUCUUUACUGCCGGUUUCUUUAAAGGUCUGUUUUUAGAUUGAGAAAUGUCUACCGAUGUGCAAGAAAUUCCUCCCAAGGUCGAUACAGUUGCUGACAAGCAAUCCCGGCGGCGUAGCAAGGAUACGGAAAAAGCCCAUAGGCGAUCCUCCAACUUCCAGAACAAGAAAUUCAAGCAUGACCACAAGUUCAGGAAGCGAUCUCAGAGUUUCAACUCGGCCAAUGGGAAGUUCUUUCCACCUUACAAGAUGCGGAAGGAUUUCAGAACUAUCAUUCCACCGACCAAGUUCCUGUUGGGAGGAAACAUCAAUGAUCCCUUGAACUUGAACAGCCUUCAGGAUGAAGAGAUCAACAGAGCAAUGAAUGCCGUGACUCCUAAGUCAUCUCCACUUCCGACGCCUCGCCACCGCAAGGGGGAGAUUGAGGUCAUCAUUCCCCCAGACAUUACGGAUCCCCUGAACCUCAUUGCUGGAGACGAUGAUGCCACCUAUGAAGCCAUGCUGACAUCUCCUGUCAAGCGAACUCAGAAGCGUCAGAAGAAGAGUAAGAAACGAAAAAAUCACCGCUCGUCAUCUGGCGCUGGGUCGGGUAAAGAGGAUUCAAUUGAAGGGGCGAAGUUAGAUGAACCUGAUCCGCUUCUUGCUGUAGCACAGACGUCUGAAACUUCAGCUGAAGCCAGUUCAAAAAAUGAAACAGAAACAGCUGCUUCAACAAGUAAAGAGCCUCAAGCUCCUCCGCCACAAAAGAAAAAGUCGGAUGGUGCCAAUAAACGAGCCAACUUGCGCAAGAUGGAGCUUAAAGACCACAAAGCUGAUCUGGACAAAAUUGUGAGUCCUGUCAUACCGCAACCUGGCGCGUGGAACGAUAGGCAUCGGUUCAGGCCUCCGCCACAACGCACACCACAGAUCAACAAAGCUAAAGCCACACCAAAAUUCAAAGAGAGUAAUUCAAGGUUUCAGUAUGGAAAUUACAACAGGUAUUACGGAUAUCGCAACCCAAAUGCCGCACCAGACAUGCGACUGAAAGUGUUAGAGAAACAGAAGCAUCUGUUCGCGGGCAAGGAUGUGUUGGACAUUGGUUGUAACACUGGACAUCUGACACUUGCCAUUGCAAGAGACUUUGGGCCCAACAAGGUUGUAGGCCUGGACAUAGACCGCUCACUGAUCGACAUCGCCCGAGUCAAUAUCAAACAUUACGUCAAUUGUGGCAAGAAGGACAAGUACUUCCCUGUCUCGAUGCCCAUUGUCUACGGACCUAUUGAUGUACCUGGUGCCAGUCCGGGCAAGGCAUUCCCUAACAACGUCUCUUUUGUUGUGGGUAACUACGUGCUGGAAAACGAUGUUCUCGUAUCGAUGGAGCAACCUCAGUUUGAUGUCAUCUUGUGCCUCAGCAUCACCAAGUGGAUUCAGCUCAACUUUGGUGACGCAGGGCUCAAGAGAGCAUUCAGGCGUAUGUACGCUCAGCUGCGGCCGGGUGGGGUCCUCAUACUCGAGGCGCAGAGUUGGGGCUCGUACCAACGCAAGAAACAGCUAACAGCUGAAACAUGGAAGAAUUUCCACAAUACAGAACUAUUUCCUCAUAAGUUCACCCAGUUCUUGCUGUCUGAAGUGGGGUUCAGCUCGUGUGAGGUAAUCGGCACCUCCCUGCAUCAGAGUAGAGGCUUCCAGCGACCGAUCAAGCUGUUCGUCAAAGAGGAUCCAUCCUUCGACACCCCUGGGUACAGUGCCAACACUCCCAAGUACUAUAGGGACACGCCCGGUCGCAUCCAACCUUUCGCUAAUCAUGGCAGUAGUUACCGGGUGCCAGACAGUGUGCACUUUCCAUUUGACGACUUCAGUGGUGACAGCAGCUUCGCUUACGGUACUCCUAGUUCAUUCAAUUCGCCUGAAAGUGGCUUCUCCGAGGGGCUUCACUCUCAGAGGUAUGUGCCAAGGGUUGGACCAAUGGUCGGGGAUGACAUCUUUUUGGAACCAGGAAAUGCUCAGAACGGAAGGCAAUUACCAGCGGACCCUCCAAACUCAGUAGACCGGAUGGAAACUCCAAGCUUCUCGGGAGACAGAAUUGAAACUCCAAGCUUCUCGGGAGACAGAAUUGAAACUCCAAGCUUCUCGGGAGACAGAAUUGAAACUCCAAGCUUCUCAGGAGACCGAAUGGAAGCUCCAAGCUUCUCAAGAGACCAAAUGGAAACUCCAAGCUUCUCGGGAGACAGAAUGGAUACUCCUACAUACUCAGGUGAACAUACGAGUACUCCAACCUUCUUGGAAGGAUCUUCACAAACUCCCAGCUAUUCUGAAGAUCCUGGUAAAACGCCAAAUUACUUAGGAGAAUCGAGACCUACAUCGGGAACUAAGUUUGACGUAUCUGAAGAAGAUAGCACCAAUCUGUCCUCAUCGGGCUCUAGCAGCCGGGAGACAAAUUCGGAAGAAAACAUUGAUAAAUAUGAAGAUGACAAAGAAGAAGAGAAAGAAAAUGUGAUAGAAACUAGUGUUGAAGAGAGCGAGGUUUGUGACAGGUCUGAAUCUGAGCGGCAACUUGAAAAUAAGAGUGAAAGUGAUACCACCACUACACCAUCUAGGAGUGAAAGUGAUACUAACACUACACCAUCUAGGAGUGAAAGUGAUACCACCACUACAUCAUCUAGGAGUGAAAGUGAUACUACCACUAAAUCAUCUAGGAGUGAAAGUGGUACCACCACUACAUCAUCUAGGAGUGAAAGUGAUACUACCACUAAAUCAUCUAGGAGUGAAAGUGGUACCACCACUACACCAUCUGAUGAAAGCAGUGUCAGAAUGGAUGAAGUUACAAUCACUGAGAGACAAUCAUCUAGCACUGGUGAUAACGUUGAAAUUCAAAAUAGUGAGACAACAUCGACGACAAUUGUUUCCAAUGAUGAGUUACUUAAGGGUGAUGAAUCUGAUUUGAAACAAAGUGAACUGAAUGCUGAACUCGAUUCAGAAAAAUCUAAGAAUGAAACAGAUGGUUAAUCUGAACAUACGAUUGUGAUUUACGACUAGGGUUAUAUCUUUUGAAAAGAAAUGAGAGCUAAUGGAUUCCAAAGAAAAAUUUUUAUAUUGAAAAACGAUAGCAUAGUUUUGUGCAGAUUACACUUAAUUUGUAAAAAAUUUACUUAUUAACUAUAAGCUGAAAAAAGCUGUUCCCAUCUUAUUUUUUUUUUUUUGUUUUAUUGUAAAUAUGAAAAUAUAUUUUAAUAAUUUAUUUCAAUAUAAAGAAAUGUAAAUAUUAUGUUAUUAGUCGUAUGUUCUUGUUACCUUAUACCUGUUGUAAUAUUUAAUCUUGUCAUACAGUAAGAAUUCAGUUUGAAUAUAUUGUGUGAAUAACUUUAGUGGUGACUUAUGGUCACUUUGUCAAAAGGCUGUUCGUGUUUGAAUGAUGUCAAACUAAAAAAAGUGCUUUCUAAUAAGUUGUAUUUUUAAUAAAAAAUAUAAACAGAAUGAUAGUAAAUCAUUCCUUUUUAUUUUGUUAUUGAUAAGAAGUUAAAUUUUUAUUUUUAUUGUAAUCUUUUCCGUAACAUGCUUAGUUGAUUGAAUUGCUAUUGGUUAUUAAAUUUUAGUUGGGCUAUUUUGCUGAAUUCAUUUGUUAAUGUAAAUGCUGACUAUUAAUUUAUGUACAAUUGAAUUAUUAAAAUAUAAAUUUAUUUGUUAAAAUUGUA
This is a messenger RNA of Homalodisca vitripennis (glassy-winged sharpshooter), 3920 nucleotides long. Its product is annotated as 7SK snRNA methylphosphate capping enzyme-like. Gene Ontology annotation, molecular function: RNA methyltransferase activity; snRNA binding; O-methyltransferase activity. The coding region runs from base 298 to 3234 and encodes 978 amino acids. Gene Ontology annotation, biological process: snRNA modification. NCBI's taxonomy places the organism in Eukaryota, Metazoa, Arthropoda, Insecta, Hemiptera, Cicadellidae. The transcript has 7 exons. The record is from RefSeq and is a predicted model, not a curated record.